Molecule: messenger RNA, 538 nt
Organism: Parathielavia appendiculata
Lineage: Eukaryota; Fungi; Ascomycota; Sordariomycetes; Sordariales; Chaetomiaceae
Exons: 1
Coding region: 207-485 (92 amino acids)
Source: RefSeq, a predicted model, not a curated record
GCCCAUAGCCACACUCCCUCUUCUUCGUGCUCCUCCAGGUGCUUCUCGAUCUCAAUACCUAUACUUACAGGACCAGCGAUCAUGCCAGUCUCUUGUUCAGGCCGACUACCCGGAGCUGCUGAUCAACAUGGCGGCAUAAGUAUGCUUUGAAGCGCACGUGAGACAAGCCAUCUGGUGGCUUCCAAGUAUCAACUGGAGGUUCAACAAUGACUUAUUGCACCGACGGCGCAGCACCCAUGCGAGCUCUCAUCACCGAAACCGCAGCCUGGCUCGCCUGGGGCAUUCUUCCAGGUUGCCCGAGACCGGCAGUUGUACAGGUGAUGUUCAACAUCCUGAAACCACUGUGCUCUUCUGCGGAAGAUGAUAUCCAGAUCCUUGGGAUGCACAAGCCUCAAAGUCGCAGUCGCCCAGACCUGGGCGCAUUAGCCAAUGGCAAAACAGUCCUGUGGCAUAGAGAACUCUUUGUACCUAGAUUGGAUCGCUGACUUGGGUGAAUACUGUGCAACAGACGGCGAGGGCAGACAGCCUUGAGAACUGC